UCUUAUCGAGCAUCACUGUCUGCACGUGUUGCUCUGACGUUCUCACACUUGCUGCGAAGGAUGGGAAAACUGUUGGCCAUUGCAAACUCCCUCUGGGUGGUCUUGGCGUGUAUUCUUCAAUAUUCCGGCUUCUAUAAUACAUGCUUCUGCAAUUCCAGUAUCAUCAGUAGGGGAAAUGCUGCUGCAUACAUUACUAUCAUCGAAACCACAGACCAGGCUGCACUGGCCAAGGUGGCCUGGAUCGGUGCCCUUUUCCUAGUGUGUACCUCAGCAUCGGCUUUCGUCGCCUUCGUGGGUCUUUUAUUGGAUACUCUCUCUCGAUAA
Messenger RNA from Suillus subaureus, 324 nucleotides. RefSeq lists its product as uncharacterized. The transcript has a single exon. NCBI's taxonomy places the organism in Eukaryota, Fungi, Basidiomycota, Agaricomycetes, Boletales, Suillaceae. The record is from RefSeq and is a predicted model, not a curated record. The annotation marks the transcript as partial.